Molecule: messenger RNA, 1701 nt
Organism: Durio zibethinus
Lineage: Eukaryota; Viridiplantae; Streptophyta; Magnoliopsida; Malvales; Malvaceae
Source: RefSeq, a predicted model, not a curated record
UGCAAUAUAAAAUAUGGGCUGCAAAUACAGCCUAAAAAGAAAGAAAGCAAACUGACAAACAAGAAGGAUACCCUUUUGGGGGAGUGACAUGUUAGUCAGGACCAUGCAUAACAAACCCAUAUCAAACUACCCCCACAUGGACUAUUAAAAGUUCUGCUGGGAAAAUUUUACAUUUUCCAGGUGAAAUACCAGCAGUAAAGCAUUAGAAUUCCUGGAAUUUUGAGAUACAAAUCCUCCAAUGAAUCGAUUAAGGGUGAUUAGUUUAGUCCUUUUUUUCCUGCUUUUCCUUGUCGAUGCACAACCGUCUAGUGGGAAUGAUGCAACUUCAGGAGAUGCUGCUUCAAAUUUCCAACCAAGCCCUGCGGUUGUCAUAGGUAUUCUCUGUGUCAUGUUUGGUUUAACACUUUUCCUGCUUGUCUAUGCCAAAUUCUUUCACAGGGGGGCAACAGUUCAUGGUGAUCAUCACCUUGGAAUACUGCAUCGAACAAGCUCUCGGUUCUCUGGAAUUGACAAGAAAGUUAUAGAAUCACUUCCGUUCUUUAAAUUCUCUUCCCUUAAAGGAUCAAAACAAGGGCUUGAAUGUUCAGUCUGUCUAUCAAAGUUUGAAGAUACUGAAAUUCUAAGGUUGCUGCCUAAGUGCAAACAUGCCUUUCACAUUGAUUGUAUUGAUCAGUGGCUAGAGAAGCACUCGAGCUGCCCACUUUGCAGACAGAAGAUCAACGCUGAGGACCCAACAAUCUUUGCAUACUCAAAUAGCAUGCGGUUGUCAACGAGUCAAUCUGAACUAAGAGCGGAUUCAAACAUAGAGCUCUAUGUCCAGAGAGAGCAAGAGAAUCAUGGCUCACCAAGAUUCAGCAUUGGAAGCAGUUUCCGGAAAACUGAAAAGGGCAAGAUCGAAAGUGAAGUUCUAAUUCAAGAAGAAGAAGCUGACGAUGAUGAUGAUGGGAAGGGCUUCCAUAAGUUCAAUCACAAGAUCAUUGUAUCUGAUUUAGUUUUGAAGAACCGGUGGAGCAGUGUUAGUUCUUCAGACCUGAUGUUCUUGAAUUCUGAGAUGCUUAAUGAUAUGUCGAGCAACAGAUUUUCUUCCCUGGAAAUAAAUGAUGAGAAGUUUACAAAAACCAGACCAAUUGAAAACGAGCAAGUUAUGAAGAUUAAUAAGGAAUUGGAGAUAAAGAGAUUGUUUGAGAGCAAAGUUAGUUCAAUUAACAAAACCAACCCAGUUUCAGCUGCUGGUCUUCCUUCAACAUCAAAUUCUGCAACCACUUUGACUCAUACAUCAAGGAUUGUUAAUCAAACUGAGAAAAGAUCAAUGUCUGAGAUCACUGCUUUAUCGAGGUUUAGAUAUGUCAGUACAAGAAACAGAAAAAGUGAAUCUUCAUUGUCUGAAACCUACACAAAGGAGGAAAGAAUAAGGCGGCUUUGGUUGCCAAUUGCUAGGAGAACAGUCCAAUGGUUUGCCAAUAAAGAAGAAAGGUCUCAACAAUCUCAGGAUAAAACACAACAUUUAGAUGUUUGAAUCUGUUGAUUGAAGUAGAAAAUUUCAUGUAGAUAAUUGCAUUUUACGCAUAAUUUCAAUAGGCAGAGCUACACAUUUCCUUUGAUUAUUUUCCGUUAUUUAACACCAAUUUCAGUCUGUUUAUUUUGUUUUUUUUCUUAAGGAUUUUGUUUCUGUAAAAGACAUGUCCAAAGCCAUAUAUAGUA